Molecule: messenger RNA, 4108 nt
Organism: Lolium perenne
Lineage: Eukaryota; Viridiplantae; Streptophyta; Magnoliopsida; Poales; Poaceae
Source: RefSeq, a predicted model, not a curated record
UUUCGAAAUGGGUUUCCCCAGCCUCUGCAUCGAAAUGAUGCAUACGGCCGUCUGUAUGACUGAUUGUACGAGUACCUCCGGUUUUCAGUAUGAAUUUCUACUCUUUCCACGCAACAGGUUCGGGACCGAAACCAAGACAAGAUUCCCGAAGGAUCGCGGAAACGAGAGAAACAGGGAUCUUACAAUGGCCAGCUAGCAUUCAGCAUCAGAAAUUUCAGAAUAACUGUACAAGUCGCCCGAGCUAGCAGGGAGCACGCUCGACGGAGUUGAGGCUGUCGGCCGCCGGCAGCGGUUUCCUCCUUGGCGCCGCCAUCUCACGAACAGAACCGCCCAUUGUUCUUCUCACUCACUUUUUUCUCCCAACUGUUUCCCGAAUCAUUCUGCACCGCAUCCCUCGAUGCCUGGCAGGCUGCAGACUCUGUCCCCUGAACUAUACCACCCGGAAUAGAUGAGCCACACUCCGCUUUGUUUGCAACCCAAGAAGAAAUUAUUUGGAGAAAAUGUUCAGAAGCUGCACCUACUGCAGCCUUGGAAUCCGGUUCCGGCUUUUUUUUUUUUUCUGAAGAAACUGACCCAAAGUCACAGAUGAUCUGUCAUUAGCAUCGAUCUGGAUCCUAUCAUUCUGAGCAAUUAACCGUCUUCGAUCAGUUUGCUGUGGGUAUAGGUAGGAGUCAGGGCAGCAGCGGAGCGGAGGUUUGGCGCCGCCUGUUCGGGAAGUCCAUGGAUAGCAGCGCAAAGCGGGAUGGGAAGGAGGGCCGGCGCAAUUAAAGCGGCGGAAGGUGAGGUGAGGCCACGGUCCCGCGUCGUGUCGCCCCUGCCGGCCACUCAGCGCGCCGGUGAGGUCCACGACGGCGGCCUGCUCGUUUGGGGCCGGCAGCUCCGCCCGACACUCCUCCCACCCUGUCGGCCUCCAAGAAUCUGCUGCUCCGCCGGGUGAGUGCUGAUUUUGUGGGGCGUAUCUAUAUUCUAGCUAUAGAGUUUUGUUUAAACCCGUUGGUUUCCUCACACCACACCCAACCCAAGGGGAGUUCGAUACGGAGUAUGUUUGAUUACAGCUUAAUGACGAGAUAACAAUGACAAAGGGUGCCCGCUGCCGAAGCGGGGACUUAAUAAUAAGAUAGAGGCAGACGAACACACGGGUUUAUUAUCCAAGGAGCACAAACCUAAUCGACCUAGGGCUUCGAGAAGCCACUGCAGAUGGAGGCAAAGGCUAAGAAACCCAAUUCUAAGCAGAAGAUGAAGGAGACGAAAAAGAGCAGGGAACAUGCGGAUGAUUCGAUUGGUAGCCACCAGCCUGCUGAGAGCAGUUACCAAGGGUUAACAGUACUCAAAGAGGUUGCGACACUACACAAAGAACACCUAGAGCAGUUGGCAAUAAAGAAGAAUCAGAAGAAGGUGAAGGAUGAAGAUGCUGGGAAAGCUGUUGCUUCUGCUGGAAGACAUGAAGAAUCUGUGACAGAAGCCUGGAAAGCUGAAGAAGCUGUGACGGUGGGCAGCAGCAAAUCAGCCAUGAACCAACAGGUGAUCAGUCUGGAGACUGAAGAAUCAGUCCGGAGAAGAGUGGAGGCUAUUUACUCAAGGAUGCCACCAGAAUAUCGGGAGAAACUGAUAAAAGAGGAAGCAGCGUGGGAGGAGGCACAUAAUGCUAUGAUGGCCAACUUCAAGAAGCUUUCAGAGAGAAAGAGGAGUGGGAAUUCAGUGUGCGACGAUUUGGAGAACAAACCUACAUAUCCCAGUGCCACUAUGUCAAUGCGAGAGUACUCCGUCCAAGAUGAUCUUGAUCAUGACAGAGGCAAAUCAGCCACACAAGUGGCCAAGAGUGAUGUAGCCAAGGCCAUGGUUUCCGAGGCGGAGAGUUUCGCUUCACACCGUUUCCUCUGGGAGUCUCAAUGGAGGAAAACCUGUGGUUUAUUCACAGAUAUAACUGUUCUGAGUUCCAUGCAGUUUACACCAUACGCACCUGGAUACAGUAGUCCUUACAGCAGUUCCUGUUCCACCCCGAAAACCUUGCAGAUCUUCUCCAUCAAACUCGCAAAACUUUAUAGUGGCCUUGAGUUUCCGUUGUCUGUGUAUGGCGUGGUUGCCGUUCGGGAUACCGUGGAUCGCAACCGAAAUCUUCUCUUCUCUUGCGAUAGGAGCGAGGCCCAAGAACUGACACAUAAUGAUCCUUUUCUCCACUUGAUUGGUCCAUCCCGUGCAAUCGUAAACGUGGACGAGGUUUGCAUUGAAGUGGAACUAAAAGUAAAAGGCAGGGCAGGCUCUAAAGAUAUAGCGUUGUUCAGUACUGCGCACCCUUACAUGGGAGAACACCAUACUGGGUUGUCUAAAAUCACCUUGUACAACAUCUUCUGCAAGCUACAUUUGCGCUUGCAGCAGGUUAAACAAACUGUCCAAGCCACUAUCUUGGGUGUCCAGGUUGUCAAAGAUGAUGGGUCAUGGCCUUUUAAAUAUGGUGGCCUAGUUGCUUGCUGCCCACUAUCAGAGGAAAUGCUGGCCCCUAAUAGUGGAUUCAGUCGUAAUAUGCCUAUUGUGUUGAUUGAUUCAAAAGAUAGAGCAAUGCUGAAAGGUGCUAGGGGUCAUGUACAUCUGUGGAGGCAAGUUGUUUCUGUAGAACAUCAAGGAGCAUUGGACGUUGUCAUACAAGCCUACUCCAAAUAUGGUGCUGCCACUCACAGAACUCGUGUCCGUUUCACGCCCAAACUUUGCAACAUAAGCCAGGAGAAAUGUCUCCUUCAUGAUGCUGAGGUAACUAUUACUAUUGCUUGGUCCUGUGUGGCUACGAGCAAGAUGGGGCGAGUUGCGUUAGAGAAUCGCGUCGAAUCAGCCACACCACUGACGGCCGCUGAAGAGGAGAUGAAUUUCGAGGCAGAGAGAUUUGCGUCAUACCGGACAUUCUGGGAGUCCAAAUUGAGGAAAACAUGUGGUUUAUUCACAGAUAUAACGAAUCUGAGUUCCAUGCAGUUUACACACUACACACCUGGACGCAGUCCUUACAGCAGUUCUUCCUGUUCCGUCCCAGAAACCCUGCAGAUCUUCUCCAUCAAACUCACACGAAUUCAUGGUGGCCUUGAGUUUCCAUUUUCUGUGUAUGGUGUGGUUGCCAUUCGAGACACCGUGGAAUGCAACCGAAAUCUUCUCUUCUCUCGUGAUAUUAGCGAGGCCCAAGAACUGAAACAGAAUGAUACAAUUCUGCACUUGAUUGGUCCAUCCCGUGCAAUCGUGUUUACAGACAAGGUUUGCAUCGAAAUCGAACUAAGAGUAAAAGGUGCAGCUGGCUCUCAAGAUAAAGCAUUGAUCAGUUCUGCACGCCAUUACAUGGGUUGCGUUUCCACCAUCUGCUUCAAGAAUGUCUUCUGCACGCUAGAGUUGUGCUUGGAGCCAGUUAAACAAACGGUCCAGGCCACUAUCUUGGGUGUCAGAGGCGAUGGGUCAUGGCCUUUCAAAUACGGUGGCAUAGUUGCUUGCUCCCCACUACCAGGGAAAGUAGUGGUCAAGGAUGGGCAAUUCAGUCGUAAUAUUGAUCCCUCAGCCCACCGCUCAGCCACCCAGAUUGUGUUGAUUGAUUCGAAAGAUGAAGCCGUGCUGAAAGGUGAAGAUGGUUAUGUACAUCUGUUGAGGCAAGUGGUUUCUGUAGAACUACAAGGAGUGUUGGACGUCGUCGUCCAAGCCUACUCCAAAUCUGGUGUUAUCUCUGCUGGAACUCGUGCACGGUUCACGCCCAGAGCUUGCAACGUAAGCCAGCAGAAAUGUCGCCUUGAUGAUGCUAAGGUAACUAUUACUGUUGCUUGGUCACGUGUGGCUACCAACAAGAAGUUAGUUGCGUUAGAGGCUUGCGGCAGAAAGUGUGUUUGAAGCUUGCGGCUAAGAUAUUUCAAUUUUAUAUUAGUAGUGCAGUCUGGUUGUAUUUCUGAAUCUGUUAGCUAUUUAGUUUCUCCAAGUGUAUCGAUGACUAUAACUUGUGCCAUCUAUGUAUUUGCGGAUUGGCAGCUAGCUAUCAUUCAGAAAAACAAAACAGUGGGUCUAAAAACCGUGGACGGCUUCUUGCUGGUCUGAACCUUUUGAAUAAGGUGGGAGAGUUGCAUAUUUAAAUGAUGGCUCAUUUUCUGAA